Pseudophryne corroboree (corroboree frog) is the source of this 5121-nucleotide messenger RNA. It is a transcript of the gene XPR1, whose product is annotated as xenotropic and polytropic retrovirus receptor 1. Gene Ontology annotation, cellular component: cytoplasm; plasma membrane; Golgi apparatus. The coding region runs from base 352 to 2430 and encodes 692 amino acids. The transcript has 15 exons. Lineage: Eukaryota; Metazoa; Chordata; Amphibia; Anura; Myobatrachidae. Gene Ontology annotation, biological process: phosphate ion transport; cellular response to phosphate starvation. The record is from RefSeq and is a predicted model, not a curated record. Gene Ontology annotation, molecular function: inositol hexakisphosphate binding.
GCGGCCACAGAAUGCGGUUACCAUGGCACUGACGUGAAGUGUGGGCGGACACUGCGCAGACGCAGUGGGAGUGCUGGAAAGAUGGCGGCGUGGCCAGUGAGGAGGCAGACCUGGGAGAUGCUGUGAAGCAGCAGCCAGAGAGCGGCGUCACAGGCAGCAGCACCGGCUCCCGCACCCCUCAGGAGUACCACACAGCGGACAGGCGGGGAAUAACCAAAACACACCGCCACAACCGGGGAGGCGACCGGACAGUGCGGGACACAUGAGCCGGAGCAGUCCCCGGGAUCCAACGGCAGCGGCGGCGGCGCACGGAAGAGGCAGCACCGGGGCCCUUGAGGGCCCGGGCUCAGGAUGAAGUUCGCAGAGCAUCUGUCCGCUCACAUCACCCCGGAGUGGAGGAAACAGUAUAUACAGUAUGAGGCUUUCAAGGAGAUGUUAUAUGCUGCCCAAGACCAGGCCCCAUCCAUAGAAGUAACAGAUGAGGACACUGUAAAGCGAUAUUUUGCCAAGUUUGAAGAAAAGUUCUUCCAGACAUGUGAGAAGGAGCUUGCCAAAAUCAACACCUUUUAUUCAGAAAAAUUAGCGGAAGCUCAGCGACGCUCAGCCACCCUACAAAAUGAACUGCAGUCCUCACUGGAUGCACAAAGGGAAAGCAGCCGUGUGCCAGCCCUCAGGCAGCGCAGAAAAGCCGUAUUCACACUGUCCCAUGAGGAACGGGUCCAGCAUAGAAACAUUAGGGACCUGAAACUGGCAUUCAGCGAGUUCUAUCUCAGCUUAAUUCUUCUGCAGAACUACCAGAAUUUGAACUUCACAGGGUUCCGCAAGAUCCUAAAGAAGCAUGACAAGAUUCUGGAGACGGGCCGCGGUGCUGACUGGCGAGUGGCGCAUGUGGAAGUGGCGCCAUUCUACACCUGCAAAAAAAUCAAUCAGCUGAUUUCCGAGACUGAGGCUGUGGUGACCAACGAACUAGAAGAUGGGGACCGGCAGAAAGCCAUGAAACGCCUGCGUGUGCCACCUCUCGGAGCAGCCCAGCCUGCACCGGCCUGGACGACAUUCAGAGUGGGACUGUAUUGCGGGAUCUUUAUUGUCCUGAACUGUGCGGUUUUGUAUACUGGUUUCCAUCAGUACAGUAUCAAAGAAGUGUGGCCCUUGGUGAGGAUUUACAGGGGUGGUUUCCUGCUGGUGGAGUUCCUCUUUCUACUGGGCAUCAAUACAUAUGGCUGGAGACAAGCUGGGGUCAACCAUGUUCUCAUAUUUGAGCUUAAUCCCCGUAACAACCUCUCCCAUCAGCAUCUCUUUGAGAUUGCAGGCUUCCUGGGGAUGCUGUGGUGUAUCAGUCUAUUCGCCUGUGUCUUCGGAACAAAUUUCUAUAUACCAAUGCAGGUGAAUCCGCUCAUUCUGUACGGAUUCAUGCUGCUCUUCCUUAUCAACCCAACUAAGACCUUGUACUACAAGUCUCGUUUCUGGCUUCUUAAGUUAUUGUUCCGUGUGUUCACAGCCCCUUUCCAUAAAGUGGGCUUUGCUGAUUUCUGGCUGGCCGACCAACUCAAUAGCCUGGCUGUGAUACUUAUGGACCUGGAGUUUAUGAUCUGCUACUACAGCUUUGAACUACAGUGGGACAAGUCUGAGGGGCUUCUAAGUGAAGGAUCCGGAAAGUGUAACACAUAUUCCUAUGGAGUGCGUGCUGUGGUUCAGUGUAUUCCAGCCUGGCUGCGCUUCAUCCAGUGCCUGCGACGAUACAGAGACACCAAGCGCGCUUUCCCUCACCUGGUGAAUGCUGGCAAGUACUCCACUACCUUCUUCAUGGUGACGUUUGCUGCUCUCUACCAAACCCACAAAGCUCAGAACCACUCGGAUGAGCAAGUUUUUCUCUACCUGUGGAUCAUAUGCUACGUCAUCAGUUCAUGUUAUACUCUGAUCUGGGAUUUGAAAAUGGACUGGGGUCUGUUUGACCGGAAUGCAGGGGAGAACACCUUCCUGCGAGAGGAGAUCGUGUACCCACAGAAGGCAUAUUAUUAUUGUGCGAUAAUACAGGAUGUUAUUCUCCGCUUUGCAUGGACCAUACAGAUCUCUCUCACAUCAUUAAAACUUCAUGAUAACACUUCAGAUAUAAUAUCCACUGUUCUUGCUCCGCUUGAAGUCUUCCGCCGCUUUGUGUGGAACUUCUUCCGGCUGGAGAACGAACACUUAAAUAACUGUGGUGAGUUCCGCGCCGUGCGCGACAUCUCUGUGGCUCCUAUGAAUGCCGAUGACCAAACACUGCUGGAGCAAAUGAUGGAUCAAGACGAUGGAGUGAAAAACCGAGCCAAGAGCAAGACCUGGAAACGCAGCCAGAGUAUAUCCCUGCGCAGACCUCUCCUAUCUUCCCAGAGCAAGGGCCGAGACGCCAAGGUCUUGAUUGAUGACACUGAUGAUGAAGCCAACACAUGAAUCAGUUGCUGCAUUCAAAGUCCACUCUCCGACCAUCUCUUUCAGGCUUUCAUCCCCUCUCAUGGCUUCUUGCUGUCCUGUCUCCCUGCACCCCAUGAUUAUGGGGCUGGCCUCCUCCAAUCCUGCCUACCCCACUUUAUAUGAUUUUGGUUCCCCACAAUUCAUGGACAGAACUAACAAAAGAAGCCAAGGACAGACCUUUCUAUAUCUGAGGCUAUCAAAAACGGAUGGACUGUCAUGAAGUUGGUGGGUGGUCAGAAAACACCUGUGCGCCAGUUCUCCCAGCUUAUUGCUUGCCUCACGUCAAACAGACUUGAAAUAUUUAUUAAUUUCUUGCACUGUGGUGCCACAUACAGCAGCCUGUGCUAGGGUUGCAAUGCUCAACACUUCUCUUUUUUUUAUUUUCCUCCAUUCCUCUCCUCGUUGCCCUUUUCUCCACUUCCAUAUUCAUGUAUUUGUUUGUAAUGCAUUGUGAUAUUUUGCGUUCCCACCCCCCCAGCAGUGCUGGAAGGGGUCCCAAUAAAAAAAAAGGGGCUGGGGGAGUGACAGAGCUUAGAGGGGUUAACACCCUUCAUUUAAACCUUCAUCAAUCCAUUGUUUUAAACCAAAGUUUUGUUUUUCUUACUCACUGUAGUCUUCUCCCUACCUUCCCUGAUCUUCUUGCUGGAUGUGUUCAGAUCCUCCAGGCUCAUCUUAGUGGUGUGCAGCCACCUCCAUAUCUGACAGAAGCCAGUCCUACAUGGGCCUGUAUUCUGCUCUUUGUAAGAGCCGAGCACUGCCUCCAAUAGCCUCAGCACCCUGCACUUAGGAGUUGUGCUUAUCCGUUUUGCUGCUGAGUUUAUAAAGCCAUGGGGUAGUGGAUUACAGGCCUCACGCAGCAGGGUGGUUAGAAUUGCCAUUCUCUUCCUUACUGCCAGAUAAAUGACAUCUACACAUUGCAUAUUGAUGGUGCAAUGAAUGUUUGAAGUAUUUUCUGUGGCGGCAGACUCAUGCUGCCGUCAUCUAUCUCAUUGCUGCCUUUUGGGUUCUACCCACAUUUGCCAGCAGACCUUCCCACAAGGGCUGACAAUAGGGAACCAGUCUUAAACUCCCCCCCACCGUACCCAGCACUGCAGUAGAUGCACAAUGCAGUAAUUGGGAAGGGGGCAGCAGACCUCAUUUAUAGAAAGUAGAGCUUGGCUUUGAAGAGUUCAUUCUCACCUUCUCCAUGAGACGGGUUCAGAAACACGACACGGCUGCCCCCUCUCUCACCUGUUUGCUUUCUCGUUAGUGCAAGGACAAUCUUUUGAACUAGACCUCCGCUUGGUGACAAUUUACCUCUCCGCGAGUGUCUCUCCCAGCACUUCUCCCUCCUCCUCUUUUACUAAUGUACAUUUGAGUGGGGGUGGGGCACUGGUAGACACUGAGGGUUGUGGCCGGUGCUUUGUAGCUGUGUAUGUGCAUUGCUGUUCAGCUUGGCUUUUUGUCCGUGCGCAUGCUUUGUCCAUUCCUUCUGUGUCAUGGAGGGAAUCAUUGUGUUUUUAGAAAGGAGCUCAACUGCUGAGCAUAGGGAGAGAGCACCAGUUGCUUUUCCUGUUGAGUCCUGUUGUCAUGGAAAUUAUCUAUACACUGGUAUUGGGAACAUUAGCCCAUUCAAACACACCACCUACAACUGUAAUUGAUUAUUCUUCUGUUGUAGUUUAAGAGCAAAUUCCUUACCUAGCAGUAAAUUGUAACAUUUACCUGUAUGGAGUAGUCCCGAAAGAUUAGUUGCAUUAUACGUGGAUUACAAGUCCCUCUACCACCAGAUUUAUACAUCGUAACUGAGUCAUGUCAGGCUUUGAUCAGCGCAUUCCCUAAUUUAUGGCUUGACUGUUGGGAAUCCAUUGUUCUGUUUAGAAGAAUACCUGGGUGGAUGACUAACCUUCAUCUUAAAGGUCAUACUGCACCUUCCUGACAUGCAAAUGUUACUUUGGUCCUUUUUAAUGUUGUUGGGGACAGUCGUCAUAAUCUGUGUUGUCACAGGAUUGUCCCACACUGUUCUAGACACACAAGGAGAGAGAACUCACUACUAUUUCAGAGGACACCAGCUAACAGGAGCUCGCUCCCUGCCUCAGACAGAAACCUGGCUCAAGCUUGGUAGCUGUGACGUAACAAACGUGUUCUUCUUGUGUAAUAUGUGAUGUAAGUCCGUGGAGCAAGGGAAUGGUUCUGGAAGCGGGAAGUAGAACGCCAGGGAUUAAAGGGGAAUUUAAGCACACUCCGUCCCUCCCUGCUCCCCUCUCCAGCUCUCUUUCUGCUAGAUGUCUACACUAUCAGCACUGUGACUUGUUCUUUCUGGUGCAUUCCUAUCUCGUGUCCCUGCACCCCUCACAUCUUGUCUUAUAUUAUUUCUCCUACAAUUCUGUUUUCCCCAUCUAUCUCCUGUCCACACUGUUUUCUUCCUCCCUUUUCUACCACUCUGUCCUCUCUCUGAUAAGAGAGCACAUGCUGACCCUUGCUUGCUCUUCUCUGUGGCUAUGCUGAUAGCUUUCUAUUCCCGUUUGAUGGAUAUAAAGAGUACCUUUUUUUUAAAUUACUGUGGAGUACCUUCUGGUCAGUAGGAACAUUCGGCACAAAGUGCUUCUGGUUUGUAGAUUGUUUAAAGAAAAACUUAUGUGGCUUUAUGUGUUUUUGUUUUUUGUUUUUUUUUGGUAAAAGAAAAAGAAAAUU